Aplysia californica (California sea hare) is the source of this 2324-nucleotide messenger RNA. RefSeq names its product alpha-tubulin N-acetyltransferase 1. NCBI's taxonomy places the organism in Eukaryota, Metazoa, Mollusca, Gastropoda, Aplysiida, Aplysiidae. Gene Ontology annotation, molecular function: tubulin N-acetyltransferase activity. Gene Ontology annotation, biological process: alpha-tubulin acetylation. The record is from RefSeq and is a predicted model, not a curated record. Gene Ontology annotation, cellular component: microtubule.
GUAAACAUGGCGACCAUGCAUUCGCAUCCGAGUGUUUUAGUUUGGGUUCCCGAAUUAUUGACAGCAGUUUUUUCUCCAGUUUAUAUUCCAAAUCUAAAGUGAAGGCAUAGAAUUGAGAUUAUAGAAAGAUGGAGUUCUCUUUCAACGUCAAUCAGCUUCUCAAACAAGAAAUUACAAAGGUCGAUAGCCAGCUGCAACCUUGCAGACAAAAUGGAAUUGAUAGGUAUGGCUUUCAGCAGCUGCAACGUAUGCUGUAUGAAAUUGUGGACCGAAUGGGUGAAGCUUCUGCCAAGGCCCAAGGACUCCGUGGAAGCAUCACAACUGGCAAAAAACUGGAACUUGCUGGACACAGGCUUUACAUCAUGAAAGACAGUAACAGUAAUGGAGAAAAAGGAGCAGUGGUUGGCAUUUUGAAAGUGGGAACCAAGAAGCUGUUUGUGUACGACCACAGCAAAGUGCAGCAUGAGCUAGAGCCAUUGUGUGUCCUUGACUUCUAUGUCCACGAGUCGAGGCAGAGAAUGGGAUGUGGAAGGAAGCUCUUUGAUCAUAUGCUUCGGAAUGAGGGCCUCUCAGCACAACAUUUGCCGAUUGAUCGGCCAUCUCCCAAAUUUUCUUCUUUUCUAAAGAAACAUUACAACCUAAGAGGCACAAUCCCACAAGUGAACAAUUUUGUUAUAUUCGAAGGAUUUUUUAGUAGAAGACCAGCCGAUGCAGGAAGCAACAGAGGGAGAAGAAGGAACAGUGUGGAUGGCCGACCUCCGAUGAGACCAAACUCAGGUCACAAUAUAUAUGCAAGCAAUAACAACCCAGCAGCAAAUGGAUAUCCCCAGAGCUGGACAAACCAAAGAAACCAUUCUGGCAGCAAUGUGAAUGAGGAUGCCCUGAACCAGUUAAAUGUGCCAGUGAGCGGCCGGCCGCAGCAAACUGCGAACAACAUGGGAGCCAGCGAGAUGAUGUACAGCCGCCACGGGCCCUCCCCUCCCAACAUGUAUAACAACAACAGCAGCAACAACAGCGCCGGAGCCGCCCUCCAGAACUUGCGGCAAGGCCCAAGGUCAGCCUCCCCUCACAACGGCAGCGUGUACAAGAACCGGAACGGACUUUCUCCCACUCCCAACGUGGGCAUGUACAAAAACCUGAACGGCCUGUCUUCCCCUCACAUGUACUACAACACAGGCAUGAACCCCAACAAGUUCUACGGCCAGCCCGACGGUCUUCCACCGAAACACCCUUCUCAACGCCCGAACCAGUUCCCGGAAAAUCCCUCCGCGCCUCAGAGGGGGCCCUCCAGCACCCCGAACUUCGGGAAUCGAUCGAUGGGGGUCGAUGGCGGCGGCAGCGGUGGCGGUGGUGGUGGUAUGAACAAUAUAGCACAACCAGCGAGCAGGAGGACGCCACCUGUCAUGUUAGAUCCUCGCUAUCCGCAGUCGCCGGGUACGGCGCAGCAUUUUCCGGAUAUUUCCCACCAGACGCAGACACCAGCGAGUGGUGGCGGUGUCGCUCACAGACCUCCCAGCGGGGACAGGGGGCGCCUAAACAAUCAGGCUGUGGCAAACCCUCCCAUCCUCCAUAGGGACGGGCCCCCCAGGAACUACCAGAACAUGCUCAACAUGCACCAGACCUUUCAGGACAGGGGAGGUCAUCUCAAAGUGCCGCAAGGCCCGCCGGCUGUAGCUGUACCGGGGGUCUCGAUGCAGCCAUCAGGGCCGCCAUUGUUCGGCAGUCAGUCGUCCCGGGACAACACGUGGACGGUGUCGGGUGUGCUGCGGGCGCAGCGGAUGAACGGAGGACUGUCCUCCCAGCACUACAACUCCAGCCGGCUCUGGUGACACCCGCGGAGCGCCUGUUUCCUGUUAGGCGCGCCGGCGAAAUGAGUCACGUACUUCUCCGAUUUUUUGCCCUUUAGGAAUUGUUUUCAAAUCCCUUUAGCUGCGAGCAUUUCGCUCUUGGCAGCGCAAUGCCUCCCUGUUGCUAAAGGUUAAAAUAUUGAGAAUUCCUCGCCUCUACACAAUUUUACCCAUGUCAUGUACAUGGUUUCCACAGAAUGUCACCUCUGAUACUUGGAGGGUUUUUAACGCACAAAACUUACUACUUUUAUUAGAUUUGUAAUGGUUUGUAAAGGAAAAGAAUUCAUAAAUAAAUGUAUUUAAAUAUUGCUGAAUGUUAGUGCAGCACACUUUACCAUACCAUUUCUGCUCAGAAUUUUGACAAACUUGAUCGAAUAAGAUGACAAUGUUCUGACGAGUUUGAAGUGUUUAUGAUCAUCUGUAGUACAUUGAUUAUAUAAUAUAAAGUAAAGAAGGUAUUAAAAGGUAUAAUUCCCU